UUGCCGGUGAACUCCCGCGCUGGUCGGUCGCUCUCAGGGUAGUUCGCUGCUCCCGUUGAAUGUGUCGUGUGGCCUCUCGGAUUCUUUUCAAGACUCCCAUUUCUCAUGAUGGCGGAAUAAUCAAAUAUUGAUUUUAUUAUUCAAACAUUUCCUCCAGGAAGAAAAUUGUCUGUUACAGGCCUUUUUACGAGUAACAAGCAAUCAAUAAUUCACGGUUGGAAUGAAUGUGCAGGAAAAUUUUAAUUAAUGUGUGCCAAAAGGCAAUACCAUCGGUGUCAGUUUCAGUGUAUAAUUUUCCAAAAUCUUGCAUGAAUAUUUUAUUAUUUUUGUUCGUAAUAAUGAAUAUUACUGUGCCUCUAUUUUCGUGUUUCCCUGGUGUUUAAAAAUUGCUCGAAUUGCAUGUUAAAGCACAUAUCUUGUUGGAGAAGAAGUAUGUAAAAUAAUCAACUACAGGUAGGUUAGGACUGAGUUCAGUGAUGAAUGAGGCCCAUUUGUCUUCAAACAAGUUUCGAUGUACACAUUAUCAUUAGUGUUUUGUUUUCGUCUGAUGCACUGCAGUGUAAUUACAGUUCUCCGUACUGAUUGAUAUCCUUCAAGCUGCCAUUCAAGCAAGUGCAUGCUAUUACUUUUUACUGUGCAACAUUUCAGUGUGUGGUGCGUUCAAUAUUCUAUGUGUUUUAUGUUGUGAGUCGAAGUAUAAAAUUGUGUAUGUUUUGGUGUCCUUUCAAGCUGGUAAUUUCCAGUUCGUCUCAGAUUUUCUAUCUCGUUUGUUUGCAAAGUUGUGUGGGCAUUAAGUGAAGUUCUUCGAAUUAUUCGUCAGUUCUUUGUUAUUUGGCUGAGAAGUAGCAAACUGAAAAAAGUGACAAUGUACUCAAGGAGUCAGCGGUACCAACGCCAUCAUUGCCAGAGAAUGGUAGCACUCAUCAUUUGGACCAGCAUCCUGUCACUCCACACUGGUUGCGCUAAUCAUCACAGAUCGAGAAGUCACCAUUACCACGGCGGUGUGGGAGGAGGGAAUAGCGAAGCGGAUGGUUGGGGUUCCAAGACUAAGGACACAGCUGCCGCAGCCUUCAACAACGCGUCGCCUCGAAAACCGAACGCCAACGCAAUCUUUCCGUCUGGUCCCUUCAAGAUGUUCCCACCACAGGAUGUCUUCUUGUCUGAGAACUGCACCAUCGUGCUGGCGCAGAUCGGCAGCACGCCUAUACUCCACUGCGAGGUAGCAGACAUCGGUGAAGGGACGGUGUCAUGGAUCAGAAGGAAGGACUACCACUUGCUGACUGUUGGGCUGGCCACGUACAGCAGUGACGACCGAUUCUUUACGGCACACGUCCACAACGCUCAGGACUGGGCACUGCAUGUCCGUUACGCCCGAGCAGGAGACGGUGGACUGUACGAGUGCCAGGUUUCAACGCAUCCCCCGUCCAGCCUGUUUGUCGAGCUCCAGCUGGUCGAGGCGAGAGCAGAAAUUCCAGGAGGACCGGACAAAUUUGUCAAGUCCGGCAGCUCGCUGCGACUCAUGUGUGUACUGAAGAAGAGCACGGAGCCACCUGUGUAUGUGUUCUGGUACCACGAGACCCGGAUGAUCAACUAUGACCUGGGCCGUGGGGUCCGGGUCCGACAUGGGCGCCAUUUCAGCGAACUGGUCGUGGCCGAAGCACAUAAGCACGAUUCUGGGAACUAUUCCUGCGUGCCAUCCAACGCACAUCCUGCCAGCAUCAGUGUCCAUAUACUGAACGGGGAGGAACCAGCAGCAAUGCAGCACGGCAGCAAAAGUGACGCUCUGCGGAUCUAUCCGUACUGGAGCUACUGCUUCUCAGCAACGUUUUGCUUCUCCUUGAUGUUAACCUUGACAUGCUGCGGGCUCCACAACGCAAGAUGACGCUAGUUGCUACACGCCUAAAUAUACAUAAUUGCUAAUUGGACAUAUAUGAAGAUAUCUGGAUGAGAUGCAUAUCAAGGUUGAUAGUGACACUUGUGAAUUUUGGUGGGUAUUACUACAGAGACACAGAAAGGUUAUGUUCUCUUUGCUGUCCUCUGUUAACUUGAAUUUCGUAAUGAAGAGUAGGAUGUGUUUGAACCUCGCUGUAAUGGAAAGUGGAGUGAGAGUUAACAGGACAGAUAUAAGAACUUCACCAUUCUCUGUUGAUAUAUUUGUUGAGGUAAUAAAGAGAGGAAAGCCCAAUAUACGAGUUAAAAUGAAAGUCAACAUUAUUAUUGACAAGACUAGUGUACAUCGAAGGAAGUGAAUUGACAAAGAAGAGAGAUGUAUGAGGAAAAGUGGCCAAAAAUAGCGUGGAAUUAAAAAUGUAGAGGACGAAAAUUAAUUGGAAAGGAGAAAACUUGUAAAAGAUCAUUUUGAGGCAGAUACUCGGAUAGUGUUGCGUAUUCCAUAAAUAAAACAAAAGGACAGGGAACCGAAACAACCUCAAACACUUAAGAACACUAAAUUUGGAAAUAUUUCCAAUGAAGUGAAAUGGAUGUCUUGCUUCAAUACGAAGAUAAGCUAUGUAUAAAAACAUAUUCUUGCAAGAAUUUAUACAUUACAGCUCUCACACAACAUGACAGACAUAUUUAAAUAUAAGCAUAAUAUUUUUCUGGACAUGUAAAUCAUUAUGAAAUUGGCGUUCCGCGACCCAUUGAUAGGAUGCUGCGAUGGUCAAAAUUUCUGUAUUCUCUCAAUUCAUAUCACCUCAGUAUGAGGAUACACUUUCUUUGGUAUUUUACGUUUCUAAGCAAUAUUUGCGGAAUGUGAUUCCAGAGUAACAGGGCACGUGACAGAGCCAGUGUUCGCUUUGUUCCAGGCCAGUGUCUUACAUUUUAGACCACAGAUGAAGUGACACAGGGACUGGUGUAUUUCGUCCUAGGAAUAGAACCUCCAUGGGGUUUAGAAGAAAGGUAUUCUCAAUUGAUGACUUGCAGCAUGUAAACACGUCUGUGCGGUCCUAACACAUACAUACAACGCGUGCUGCUCUCCUUCAGGCACUUUCCGAAUAAUAUCUGCUGCACAUUAGGCUCUCACACUUUUAACGGACAUUCAUUUCUGUUAACUAUUUUAAUAAUGAACAUAAUAGAAAAUACCAUUAUUUAUUGAAGUUUGUUUUUAUUGUGUAUUAUUUUAUACUGUGCGGCAAAUGUGAGAUUAAGGUAAAGAAAGAUUUAUCUUCCUAAAUUUAACCGUUCAACAUUACAGAGACGCGUAUUAUUCGGAAAAAAACAUAAGUAACUUAUAAGAUGAUGAUAAUAAAAAUAAUGCGUGCAUCUAUAUUAUCAGCAGAACCAGAAUACGGAAACCUCGGGACGGUUUAAAACUAAAUGCUGCAAGCUUGAUAAUUGAAGUAUGAAUCGUAUUUGGUCCAUUACUGCUGCUGCUACUACUACCACUACUACUACUGCUACUGCUAGUAGUAGUGG
Molecule: messenger RNA, 3414 nt
Organism: Cryptotermes secundus
Lineage: Eukaryota; Metazoa; Arthropoda; Insecta; Blattodea; Kalotermitidae
Product: titin
Exons: 6
Coding region: 866-1882 (338 amino acids)
Biological process (GO): synapse organization
Cellular component (GO): neuron projection membrane
Source: RefSeq, a predicted model, not a curated record